This is a messenger RNA of Phacochoerus africanus (Common warthog), 2944 nucleotides long. RefSeq names its product acyl-CoA synthetase long chain family member 6 (gene ACSL6). Gene Ontology annotation, cellular component: membrane; endoplasmic reticulum. The transcript is spliced from 21 exons. Lineage: Eukaryota; Metazoa; Chordata; Mammalia; Artiodactyla; Suidae. Gene Ontology annotation, molecular function: arachidonate-CoA ligase activity. The coding region runs from base 53 to 2086 and encodes 677 amino acids. The record is from RefSeq and is a predicted model, not a curated record. Gene Ontology annotation, biological process: very long-chain fatty acid metabolic process; long-chain fatty acid metabolic process; long-chain fatty-acyl-CoA biosynthetic process.
GGCUGCGGGCCGGGGAGGCCGUGCCGGGCCGGGCUGGGCCACGUUGGCCGACAUGCUGACCUUCUUCCUCGUGUCGGGGGGCUCCCUCUGGCUCUUCAUGGAGUUCGUCCUCUCGCUUCUGGAGAAGAUGCAGACUCAGGAGAUCCUGAGGAUGCUGCGGCUGCCUGAGCUGGGGGACUUGGGCCAGUUUUUCCGCAGCCUCUCAGCCACCACCCUCGUGAGUAUGGGUGCGCUGGCCGCCAUCCUCGCCUACUGGUUCACCCACCGGCCUAAGGCCUUGCAGCCGCCGUGCGAUCUCCUGAUGCAGUCAGAGGAAGUGGAGGACAGUGGUGGGGCCCGGCGAUCCGUGAUCGGGGAUGGCCCUCAGCUGCUCACCCACUACUAUGACGAUGCCAGGACCAUGUACGAGGUGUUCCGUCGUGGGCUUAGCAUCUCAGGGAAUGGACCCUGUCUUGGCUUCAGGAAGCCCAAGAAGCUUUAUCAGUGGCUGUCCUACCAGGAGGUGGCCGACAGGGCUGAAUUUCUAGGGUCUGGACUUCUCCAGCACAAUUGUAAACCAUGUACAGAUCAGUUUAUUGGUGUUUUUGCACAAAAUCGACCAGAGUGGAUCAUCGCGGAGCUGGCUUGCUACACAUACUCUAUGGUGGUGGUCCCUCUCUAUGACACCCUGGGCCCUGGGGCAAUCCGCUACAUCAUCAACACAGCCGACAUCAGCACCGUGAUCGUGGAUAAACCUCAGAAGGCCGCGCUUCUGCUGGAGCAUGUGGAGAGGAAGGAGACGCCAGGGCUCAAGCUGAUCAUCCUCAUGGAACCAUUCGAGGAAGCUCUGAAAGACAGAGGGCAGGAGUGCGGGGUGGUGGUCAAGUCCAUGCAGGCUGUGGAGGACUGUGGCCAGCGGAAUCACCACGUCCCUGUGCCCCCAAAACCCAGUGACCUCUCCAUUGUGUGUUUCACAAGCGGCACGACAGGGAACCCAAAAGGUGCGAUGCUCACCCAUGGGAACGUGGUGGCUGAUUUCUCAGGCUUUCUGAAAGUGACAGAGAGUCAGUGGGCUCCCACUUGUGCGGAUGUGCACAUUUCCUAUUUGCCUUUAGCACACAUGUUUGAGCGAAUGGUGCAGUCUGUCGUCUACUGCCACGGGGGGCGCGUGGGCUUCUUCCAGGGAGACAUCCGCCUCCUGUCGGAUGACAUGAAGGCUCUGUGCCCCACCAUCUUCCCUGUGGUCCCGCGGCUGCUGAACCGGAUGUAUGACAAGAUUUUCAGCCAGGCAAACACGCCAUUAAAGCGCUGGCUCCUGGAAUUCGCAGCAAAACGUAAACAGGCAGAGGUCCGGAGUGGAAUCAUCAGGAAUGAUAGUAUUUGGGAUGAACUCUUCUUUAACAAAAUUCAGGCCAGUCUCGGUGGGUGUGUGCGGAUGAUUGUCACCGGAGCAGCCCCGGCAUCACCAACAGUCCUGGGAUUCCUCCGGGCAGCUCUGGGGUGCCAGGUUUAUGAAGGUUACGGCCAAACCGAGUGCACAGCUGGAUGUACCUUCACUACACCCGGGGACUGGACCUCAGGUCACGUCGGGGCCCCUCUACCCUGCAAUCAUAUCAAGCUUGUUGACGUCGAGGAGCUGAAUUAUUGGGCCAGCCAAGGAGAAGGAGAGAUAUGUGUGAGAGGACCAAAUGUGUUCAAAGGUUACUUGAAAGAUCCAGAGAGGACAAAGGAGGCCCUGGACAGCGAGGGCUGGCUUCACACUGGUGACAUUGGGAAGUGGCUGCCGGCAGGAACUCUUAAAAUUAUUGAUCGGAAAAAGCACAUAUUUAAACUCGCUCAGGGAGAGUACAUUGCGCCCGAGAAGAUCGAGAACAUCUACAUCCGGAGCGAGCCUGUGGCGCAAGUCUACGUGCACGGGGACAGCCUAAAGGCCUUUUUGGUGGGCAUUGUCGUACCCGACCCGGAAGUCAUGCCCUCUUGGGCCCAGAAGAGAGGAAUUGAAGGGACGUACGCAGAGCUCUGCGCAAAUAAGGAGCUGAAGAAAGCCAUUUUGGAAGAUAUGGUGAGGUUAGGAAAAGAAAGCGGACUCCAUUCUUUUGAACAGUGAAUGGAUCUUUGGGGAAGACUUGGGAGAAGAAACCCAGAAUUAUUUCUCAGGGUGGGCAGUAAGUAUCUAUGUUCCUUGCUGGGUUCUUCCAGUCUUCCCUUCUCAGCAUGUCCAUGCCAGGGCUGGGAAACCCAAUAUGCCAGUAAUUCUGAACAGUUUCACUUUCUUCCAGUAAGACUGUCCAGGCAGGAUGUAAAGAAGAGGGGUAUUAUUUCCAAAUAAAAUUUUCUAGCAACCUAAGUUUGAAGAACCUCUUCAAAAUACUAGAAAACUUCUUAAGUCCAUCAUAGACAGGUAUCUCCUUAGGGAACGAUUCCAUUCAAAGAACCUCUAAAUACCGCUAAGCUUUCCCAUGAAAACCUCCUCUCUUGCGUUAAUGUGUUGCAUUUUGCACCUGGGUGCCUACAGUGACAUGUCAUUAAAGCCCAGCAUGGACAGCAAUUAGGUUCCAAGCUAUGGACUGUGCAUCUGCAGAAGAAACUAUCCCUAGGAAAGCAGAGAGACAGGACUCUGAAAGCAGAGACGGGGGCAGUAUUCACAGUCUAGACGCUCCUUUGCCCUAGUGCAAAUCCAAACUGUAAAUAAUUGCUGUCAGAAACUGCGUGAUCACACAGGCUCACUAGAUGAAUCUGCAGCGGUGAUGAUCCAUUUAUCUUUCAGUUUUCGCAAAAGUGCGGCACAGCUUCAUUUGAUGUAUUUAUGUAAUCUUUCACGUUUGCUGCAUUCUCUCUGCAGUCCCACUACUUGCACUUACAGAUUUGACUUUUAGCAAAUGACCUAAUUCGACACAUAUUAAAUUUUAAAGGCAUUUCUAAAUAAAUACUAAAGUGUCCAAGGCCAUAUCUGUAUACCAUUGAA